GCAUAAGCAAGGUAAGGCUUGCAGCUUAUGGUGGGGGGAUACCAUCACCCACAUGAGCAGUAACUGCAUUACUCUAUGGUGUGGGCAAGAACAGAGCAUGAUACUGACAAUAAAAUCAAUCAGUACCAUGGGAAAGAAACGUAUUUCCUACGUGGAGAAAGCACAGGUACCACCACUACUUGGCAGAUGAUAGCAGAGAGAGUAGUUUGCACUUUAGGGCUGUACUUUUGGAAAAUGCUUGUUCUUCGUGUUGAAUGUUUCAGUAUGCUCCCUUUGAAGUCCAUUUUCUAGACACACUUGGACCCUAAGGUGCAGGGGAGGGUUAGGUUGUCCUGGACCCGGUCUCAGAAGUGGAGUGUCAGGCCAGGGGCCCGGCUCUGGGCCCUUCGGGGCUCCGCGUGCCCGCUGACCCCGCUGCGGAGGCGCAACUGGUUGGCAGACAUCAGUCCCCGCAGCGGGAAACUUGUGAGCCCGCGGCUGCACCUUUAAGUGCCCCUGCACCGCUGGCAAGCGCUACAGCUGCAAACCCUGUCCAGGCAUGAAAGCCUCCCUUUCAGAUGUUUUUUUUUCCUUCUUCCCUGUUUCUGCCUGACGGGUUUCGGCCUCCUGGGGGAAUUUCCGCGGCUGGAGGCCCGACUGAGGGCGGGGGCAGCGCAGUGGUCCGCCGGCCGCUCCCCCCAGGACCCGGCCUGGCCCAGCCUAGCCCAGGCCAGCCCUUGGGCCCGUCGCUGGCGGGCGUAAGGACCUGCGGAACCGUCGUCCCGACCCGUCCGCGCCAGCGGGAGUGGGAUGUUUCAUUGUCCGGAAAUGAUGGAGAAGGAGUGACUGUGGCGGCGGGGGACAGCGGGUGGUCGCGUGUUAGUGUUGUUGGAAGGGGGUGCAGGCUGUCUGUUCCUCGGUGAGAGAGCUGGCAGAUGUCCCAAGUGAGAGAACCUCUUCCUCCGGGGCCUGAAGGGCCAGAGCAAGCUCCGACUGAAAACAGCGCUUUGAUCUCUCUCCCUCGAGAAAAAGCAGACCAAGAGAAUACCGCGGCAGGAGAUAAAGACAUAAACCAGCCUUCCAGUAACCAAAGUAUACAGCCAGAGAUACAAGACCAGUCCAUCUGGGGAAAUCGCACUGAUGGUGACCUCAUCAGAACACAACCUCAACGCUUGCCUCAGCCGAAUACUUCAGCACUGGAAAGGGGUGAGGAAGAAAGUGGCAAAAUCCAAAAUGGCCACGCGGGUCUGAGUAAUGGAAGUGGAAUUCACAAUGGGAUCAAGCACGUGCCUGCAGACAACAGAAAACAUUCGGCUCCUGUUUCAGAAAAAAUGCACAGAAAAAUUCAGUCCACCUUGUCUGUCAACAGCAGUGGCAGCAAAAAAAGUAAAAUAAGCUCUGCGUUUUCUCAAAAGCCGGGUACUUCACCUGAAGAUUGCUGUGUUCACUGUAUACUGGCUUGCUUGUUCUGUGAAUUUCUCACCCUCUGUAACAUUGUUCUCGGAGAAGCAUCCUGUGGCAUCUGCACAUCGGAGGCCUGCUGCUGCUGCUGUGGGGACGAGAUGGGAGAUGACUGUAACUGCCCAUGUGAUAUGGACUGUGGCAUAAUGGACGCAUGUUGUGAAUCUUCAGAUUGCUUAGAGAUCUGCAUGGAAUGCUGUGGGAUCUGCUUCCCGUCAUGAAAUAUUUAUCCCUUUUUAUUUUAUUCUCUAUAAAACUGGAGAGCUUUUCUUUAAAUACAUUUGAAGAAAUACAAGGUAAGAUAUUCACACAACCAACUGGUAUUGCACUGUUAAUUCUCUUUAUAUAAUUUUUUUUUUUUUUUUAAACCAGUCCUCAAAUCUGUAUUCUAACACAAAUUGUAUAGCUUUAUAUGUGAAACUCAAGCUACAUUCCAGCUUCCUUUUGGCUUUGCAAAUGGAAGACUUUAUUGAAACCGAAUUAUAGGCCUGAUGCCACAGGCUGCAUGAGGGCAAAAUUGCCAUUUGAAUAAAAUGACAGAUUUUUGUCAGAGAAGAGAUUACAGGGCAAAGACUUAAGUAUUUGCCUUUACCUAGUUUAAUGUUUAAACGCUUAAAUGCCUCCAUGCAUAACAUGCCUUUACGGGCAUUCUGAAAAGCAAAAUAACUUUAUUUCAAUCUGUUUGGGUUGAAAUCAACUUUGCUCUCUUGUUUUAAACUUAAUCGAGAAGUUAGCAACAGAAAUCUACUGUUGGUUUUGCUACAGUAGUCACGUUGGCAAUAUUUCUUUUGUUUUGAAUAUCUCAGUAUUGAUACUAUGGGAAGAUAUGGCAAACUAAAAUCAAUGUAAGUUUUGCCAUGGGCUAGAGUAACAAGAUUUCAUUGUUAUAAAUCAAGACAGAACAGAGAACUUAUAUUUUUCUUCACUACUAAUAUUACUUGAAAUGCUUCUUUUUAGAAAGAGACUUCGUAAAUCUGUAUAGACAUGAAAUAUAUCCUUAGGCUAACAGACUAACUAAUAGACUAACAAAUUUCAAGUUUUGGCUAUUAAAAGGAAAUUAUAUAAGGUUCUUUCCAACCCUUAACUAUUCUAUGAUUCUGUGAUUAUCAGAAUUUAACUCAAGAAUCUAAGCCUGACGAUAAGUGGCCCUGUCAGUGCUUGGGGUAUUAGAGCCAGUCACAUAAUGUAGUAUUUAUUUCUUCACUGCUUGAGAAAGAUCUGCAGAGGAUGGCAGAAUUUAAAUGGGUUAUAAAGACAAAAUUAAAACUGACUUGAUCAAGAAAUUCUGUCAUUGAACAUAAAAUGCAAAUGCAAAAAUGUUUAUUCUCAGAUAUGUUUUAAGUGUUAUUUUAAAAUAACUGUGAAAAAAAGAAUGAAAUCUAAAAAAUGUAUGAAGUCCUUUAAAAAUAAAAGGAUUGGGAUUUAAAAUAUUUGAAAAAUACAGUUAGGAUCUGAUGGCAACUUUUUCCCUGUAUAUGAUUAAGGUUUUCUGUGAAAAAAUCUCUGCUUGUCAUUGUAAUUGUCAAAAGGACUUGGUCCAACACAGAAAGAGGUUUAUGUCAUUCCCAGAUUUCGGGAAUAAUGGUACCAUUUUCUUUACCACUUGUUAGUUUCUUACAUCCAUGUCUGUAGCUCGUCAACUUUUCAGUGUAAACCACCUACACAUCUUGAUCACAUAAACUUUCCUGUCUACACUCCAGAUGUCCCAUUUGUAGGUUGUUGGAUCUCAUAAAUUUAGGCUUUGUUACAAGAGUCAUCGAGAGCCAAUAGCAUAUUUCUGUAGAGUGAAUUGACCAUAAAUGUCUCUUUCCGCUGUAGUGAAUUCAGUUUAUGCAAAUGUGACAAGCUAAAGAUCACAGGCGUGUGAAGCUAAGUCAACAAAUGGUCUGGUAGGAACCAAAGCUUCUCUCCCUGUGAACACUGACUAGUAGUGCCUACUACUGCAAGUUAUCACUGAAGGUAACAUAGCCGAAUCCUCAACUGUGCUAGGGAGCUGGGAGGUGUUACGUUUUGCCUUAUCAUCUGCGAUAUUGUGGUGUAUUCUCAUACAGUGCAGACUUACCUUGAGGGUUUCUUACCUGUUUUUUCAUAGUUACUACAAGAAUUGAUCCGUACCAUGGUGUUUUGGUUCAGUUUGUUUGUUUGGUUUGUUUAUCAUAUAUUGGGCCAGAUUCAGAUCGGUGUUGCAUAAACUAGGUGCAUUUUCAUUAAUGUCAGAAUUUUCCAUUGGUUUAGCUCCAGCUAGAGAGCACAAAGAUAUUAUGGUAAUAGGCAGGCUAAUAAGGAAUCAUAUAGUUAAAUUGAUAAAUUCCCUGAGCUCAGAAUCAGGCCCACAGGGCUCAAUUAUGACUCCUAAAAGUCUGAACCACUCUGGGAAGGGGGGAAGAGGUGCCUUGGUUGAGUGGCAGUGCCUGGAGGCAUUUUGCCUUUGUAAGGUAUAAUGCCUCUGGGGAAAUUGGGGGCAUCACAGUGAGCACUGGGACUUGAUGCACCUUGGAAAAAGUGUAGAGACUGCUUCACCCAAUGUAGUUCUGUGGUUGACACCGUGGUCAUGGGGAUGUACUCUCUGGUGCUAGGCAGCAGCAUAAACUGUCCUUCCUCAUGUCCUUCUGGUCAUGGAGAGAUGAAUUAUGGCUGUCCAACUGUGCUUUUGAGAAUGGGGAAGAAGGUUUCCAGUGUCCUGUCCUGACCCAAUGUCUGUGACCUGCCAGAGCAUUUUCAUUUUUGUGCUUGGAAAACUGCACAGUUGUAUUAAGCUUUUAAUGAAUACCAGAUCCUAAUAAAAAAUAUUUUUACCGCAGAAAGAUAUAGUUAAGAAAAAAUGAAAAUGCCAAUCUGUGUAAAAGUUUAUCUAUACAAUUUGCCCAGCACAAACCCUUGUUUCUACUUACAGGAAUUGAGAGGGUUUUUUGAUCUGUUGAAAUUAUGAAAACCUUGGAAAUGUCUUUGCUAUUAAGCAUUUACUUCCAAUACUGUUAAAAUACAAAUAAUAAUUACAGGAACUUUAUUGAUGCCUUUAUGUGUAUGUGUACAGCCUCUCUCUCACAUGCACACACAUGUAUGCAAAUAUAUUACUUCUUUUCCCACUUCGUUUGUGAAAUACUAGGAAGUGAAAAUAGUGUUGUUUAACCCUCAUAGUGAGUAGAAGUAUCAAAGUGUUACAGACAAUUGAAAAAAAAUUUAAAAAUAUGUGAUUUCUUUGACAUUUAAAUAUAGUCUGCUACUGUUUGUCAUAGAGAUAUUAGCACUUUUGUAAAAUGUAUCUGUAGCAGAGAAUAUUAGUAUGUAGUUUAAGUAAUUCCUUUCUAUGUUUAUAUUCUUAAAUGCUGUUUUGUGAUUUUCACUCUAUAGGCAAUCUUGUAAGCACCUUGUGUAAUUAAAUCAAGCAGAAUUAGAAGGAGUCAAAUGUGAAAAUACAGUUUAAAUAAAAUUAAAACAUCAGAACUUAACUGUCUGUUUUAUAAUAGCUCUUGUGAACUUGUACAGUGUUUCAGUAAAUAGUUCUGCAAACUGGCCCAUUUGAAAAAAUGGUAACUUGCUAUUUGUAUUUUAUAUCAACUGGAUGUGCUAUUCUCAAACACUAUUUUGAAAUAAAGAUCUUUAUUUUGAAACUUUGA
Pezoporus flaviventris is the source of this 5057-nucleotide messenger RNA. It is a transcript of the gene MDFIC, whose product is annotated as MyoD family inhibitor domain containing. Lineage: Eukaryota; Metazoa; Chordata; Aves; Psittaciformes; Psittacidae. The record is from RefSeq and is a predicted model, not a curated record.